Molecule: messenger RNA, 1353 nt
Organism: Trichoplax adhaerens
Lineage: Eukaryota; Metazoa; Placozoa; Uniplacotomia; Trichoplacea; Trichoplacidae
Exons: 9
Coding region: 1-1353 (450 amino acids)
Source: RefSeq, a predicted model, not a curated record
AUGUCUGCACCAGUUACAAUAGCUCAACAGCCAGGGCAGUAUCUUCAGACUUCUGUAAUGCAUCCUUAUGUCUUGCCUAUACAGCAUAAGCAAACGUCCUUUGGAAUAAGUGUUACCAUGAUUGUCCUUGGAUUUGCAUCUAUAGUUACGGGCGGUAUAGGUUUUGGCUUUUAUGGAUAUUGGAGAAGUCUUAGUGUCAUCACUGGUCUUGAUAUAUGGGUUGGAUUAGGGUACCUCUUAGCUGGAAUAUUUGGAACUGUUGUCCAUACUAAUCAAAGAAAUCCUCAUUUGAUGCACUGCUAUUAUGCGUUUUCUAUCAUCAGCCUCAUCUUUUCGAUUCUUCAAUUUGGUAUCAGCAUUCCAGCUAUCAUCUAUUCGUAUUACGGUAUUAUUUGGCACGCUAUUCUUUCAUUGGUAAUGUCUAUCGUUGGCUUUGCUUUAAUAGUGACGAUUGUAAUUAUUUUAUCGCGAAACAUCUACUGCCAGCCGGGCUUAACGAAUCCGGGAGUUGUGCAAUAUCAUGGUCAUCAGCAGGCAGCAACUAUUGUGCAAUAUCAAGGUGGUCAGCAGCGAAUGGUAGCAAUGCAACCUAAUCAACCAGUUAUGGUUAUGCAACCUACCCAACCGAUAUACGUAUCACAAGCGCCUGGUGGUCAAUACCCUGCUGUGCCACCGCAAACAGUAAUCAAUUCACCUCAAACAACGCAAGUUGUACAACCAGCCCAGCCGAUACAGUACCAGCAAAUUCAGGAACUUCCCAAGAAGCAGCCAGCACAACCUUCAGAGUACCUCUUAGCUGGAAUAUUUGGAACUAUUGUCCAUACUAAUCAAAGAAAUCCUCAUUUGAUGCACUGCUAUUAUGCGUUUUCUAUCAUCAGCCUCAUCUUUUCGAUUCUUCAAUUUGGUAUCAGCAUUCCAGCUAUCAUCUAUUCGUAUUACGGUAUUAUUUGGCACGCUAUUCUUUCAUUGGUAAUGUCUAUCGUUGGCUUUGCUUUAAUAGUGACGAUUGUAAUUAUUUUAUCGCGAAACAUCUACUGCCAGCCGGGUUUAACGAAUCCGGGAGUUGUGCAAUAUCAUGGUCAUCAGCAGGCAGCAACUAUUGUGCAAUAUCAAGGUGGUCAGCAGCGAAUGGUAGCAAUGCAACCUAAUCAACCAGUUAUGGUUAUGCAACCUACCCAACCGAUAUACGUAUCACAAGCGCCUGGUGGUCAAUACCCUGCUGUGCCACCGCAAACAGUAAUCAAUUCACCUCAAACAACGCAAGUUGUACAACCAGCCCAGCCGAUACAGUACCAGCAAAUUCAGGAACUUCCCAAGAAGCAGCCAGCACAACCUUCAGAGGUUUCAAUGUAA